Molecule: messenger RNA, 1372 nt
Organism: Carlito syrichta (Philippine tarsier)
Lineage: Eukaryota; Metazoa; Chordata; Mammalia; Primates; Tarsiidae
Gene: LRR1
Product: leucine rich repeat protein 1
Exons: 4
Coding region: 11-1237 (408 amino acids)
Molecular function (GO): protein binding
Source: RefSeq, a predicted model, not a curated record
GGUCGGAGCGAUGAGGCUGCACUGCGAGGUGGAGGUGGUCCACCGGCGCCUGCCCGCCUUGGGGCUGAGGAACCGGGGCAAGGGCGUGCGGGCCGUGCUGAGCCUCUGUCGGGCGACGCCCGCGGGCCUGCCGCCAAUAUCUAAUUUUCUCCUUUGUUUCCCAUUGGUUAAGCAGCUAAAGGAAAACGUUGAGCAGUUUUUCACCAAAUUUGUGGAUGAGGGGAAAGCCACUGUUCGGCUAAAGGAGCCUCCUGUGGAUCUCUGUCUAAGUAAGGCCAAUUCCAACAGUUUGAAGGGCUUUCUUUCAGCUGUGAGACUGGCUCACAGAGGUUGUAAUGUUGACACACCACUCUCAGUGCUUACGCCAGUGAAGACUGCAGAAUUUGAAAAAUAUAGAACUAAAAUGGUAAUCACAUCGAAAAAGGACUAUCCUCUAAGCAAGAACUUUCCAUAUUCUCUGGAACAUCUUCAGACUUCUCAUUGUGGGCUUGUCCGAGUUGAUAUGCGAAUGCUUUGCUUAAAAAACCUUAGGAAAUUGGACUUGAGUCACAACCAUAUAAAAAAGCUUCCAGCAACAAUUGGAGACCUCAUACACCUUCAAGAACUUGACCUGAAAGACAAUCACUUGGAGUCAUUUAGUGUAGCCUUAUGUCAGUCUACACUACAGAAGUCACUUCGGAGUUUAGAUCUCAGCAAGAACAAAAUCAAGGCACUCCCUGUGCAGUUUUGCCAACUCCAACAACUUACAGAUUUAAAAAUUGAUAAUAAUGAAUUGAUUAGAUUUCCUUGCAAGAUAGGACAACUAACAAACCUUCGCUUUUUGUCAGCAGCUCGAAAUAAGCUUCCUUUUUUGCCUAGUGAAUUUAAAAGCUUAUCCCUUGAGCACGUGGAUCUUUUUGGAAAUACUUUUGAACAACCAAAAGUCCUUCCGGUUAUAAAGCUGCAAGCUCCGUUAACUUUAUUGGAAUCUUCUGCACGAACUGUAUUAAAUAAUAGGAUUCCAUAUGAUUCUCGUAUCAUUCCAUUCCAUCUUUGCCAAGAUUUGGAUACUGCAAAAACCUGCAGUUGUGGAAGAUUUUGUCUGAACUCUUUCAUUCAAGAAACUAGGACUAUGAAUCUACACUCUGUUGCUCACACAGUGGUUUUAGUAGAUAAUAUGGGCAGUACUGAAGCAUCUAUUAUCUUUUACUUCUGUUCUCUAGACUGUUAUGUAAAUUUCUCUGAUGUAUUGAAGUAAUAAGUGAUACCUCAAAAAGAAAUUUCAUUUAAUUAAAGAUCAGCUUGGGAUACAUACAUGAUUUAACUGUGUCAUACUGGAGAAAGUGAAGCUUUUUGUAUACUUGUAUAAGAGGAAGAAUGUGUGUUAUUCAAA